GAACUGUAGUAAAUAGGCGGAAAAAGAAAGUUUACAGAUGUGUAUUGUUAAUAAAAAGGAUGCUUUAAUCAUGUACAAAAUAAUAACUCGUGUAAACUAUUAUUACUACGCCGAGAGAAUGCUUCGAGUAAUAGAUCUAAGGAUAACAAGCGAAACGUCUAUGUGGGACACCGAGUAGAAAAUGUACCCAUGAAUUUGGCCUGCCAUAUUUAAUACAUUCAGGAGCUCGAGUCGCCCGUUGGUUGCGAUAACUAUCGCUAAGCAUCAGUCCGGAUAUCGUCCACUGAGAAUAAGAGUUCAUGUAUCUCAUAGUGAACAAUUUCGCUAUCCCUUCUGUCUUUAUUAUAAGAAGUCCCAGCUCCUAAGCAUUUGGGUUAAAAAGUUGGCAAGCACUGAGAAGCAAAAAUAGUUCAGAAAUCCUGUUAGCAAUGGAAUUUCAAGUUGGAGACUGCAUACCCGACCUGGUAUUAUUGAAUGAAGACGAGCAAGAGGUUUUCCUCCGCAAAAUCAUUCAGGAUAAGGGACUUAUUAUCUUUGCUUAUCCAAAAGCCAACACUCCUGGAUGCACAAAACAAGGUUGUGGUUUUCGCGACAAUUAUCCAAAACUUAUGGAGGCCAAUUACGAAGUUUUAGGCGUCUCCUAUGACUCUUGCAGAGCCCAAAAGAAUUUUAAAACAAAACAAAAUUUCCCCUUUCACCUAUUGAGUGACAGAGAAGGUACUUUGAUACAAGCCCUGGGAGCACGCAAGCCUGAUGGGAAGUUAUUUCGGAGUCAUUGGGUCUUUGAAAGGGGAACCGGUAAAUGUUUGAAGAAGUGUAUAGGUGUAAAGCCAUUGGAAAGUGUAGAGGAUGUCAUUUCUCUAGUCACGAAGUAGUCGUGACCUUGCCUUUAGAAGAGCAUCUAUCAAAGAGAUAUAAUUACCUACAGUACACAUGAACCCGACCGUCCAAGCCAGCAGACAGUAGGUAUUCCUUUCCAUCGGGAAACAUCUUUGUCCACAAAAGUGAGGAUACACCUGUUCCAUAUGAACCAGAGUGAGUAGAAAGCGUAGCUUUGUGAGUAAGCUCGUUGUGCAUGAGGGCAAACAAUUGGACUGUUCCAUUUAAGUCACCAAUAGCAAGUUCUUGUCCAUUGUUGGAGAAACUUGCCGUGGUAGGGACUGUUUUAGAGAUAGAUUGCUUAUGUACCAGUUUUUGUGAAACGACAUCGAAGAUGCGCAGUGCACCAUCGGUAUGUAGAGUCAUUAUUUUGUUUUCAUUCAUUAAUAAAACGUGUGUGACUGAGCUUGGCUCAUCCUCAUCGUAAG
Schizosaccharomyces japonicus yFS275 is the source of this 1307-nucleotide messenger RNA. RefSeq names its product thioredoxin peroxidase. The record is from RefSeq and is a predicted model, not a curated record. Gene Ontology annotation, cellular component: nucleus. The coding region runs from base 429 to 875 and encodes 148 amino acids. Gene Ontology annotation, molecular function: thioredoxin-dependent peroxiredoxin activity; antioxidant activity; thioredoxin peroxidase activity. The transcript has a single exon. Gene Ontology annotation, biological process: cellular oxidant detoxification; cell redox homeostasis; cellular response to oxidative stress. NCBI's taxonomy places the organism in Eukaryota, Fungi, Ascomycota, Schizosaccharomycetes, Schizosaccharomycetales, Schizosaccharomycetaceae.